CGAUACACAUCUGCAAUAAACUCUAUCCUCAUAAAUCUCCAUCACUUUCAAUUCCUUUUGAGACGAAUCCUAUAGCAAAAAAUUGUUAAUCAUGGGUCAUUUCUGGACUUUGCUCACUCACCUCAAUUCUUUAGCUGGGCCCUCCAUCAUGCUCUUGUAUCCCUUAUAUGCAUCGGUUCGAGCAAUCGAGAGCCCGUCGAAGCUCGACGAUGAGCAAUGGCUAGCUUAUUGGAUUCUCUACUCCUUCUUGACUCUAAUGGAGAUGGUGGCUGAGCCAAUCCUAUAUUGGAUACCUAUAUGGUACCAACUAAAGGUGGCAUUUGUAGCAUGGUUAGUUCUUCCUCAAUUCCAAGGUGCAUCCUUCAUGUAUGAGAAGUUUGUGAGGGAGCAACUCAAAAAAUACGGAGCCAAAAUGGGUAAAAAUGUUGGUGUUCACUCUCCUCUUAAGGAGAGGCAUGCGACUGAGUGACAUGGAAGCUCAAACUUUUCCUUCUUGUGGCCUCUUUAUCUUUACGUAAAUUAAAAAGGG
Asparagus officinalis (garden asparagus) is the source of this 529-nucleotide messenger RNA. Its product is annotated as protein HVA22-like. The transcript is spliced from 5 exons. Lineage: Eukaryota; Viridiplantae; Streptophyta; Magnoliopsida; Asparagales; Asparagaceae. The record is from RefSeq and is a predicted model, not a curated record. Bases 92 to 469 code for a protein of 125 amino acids.